AUAACAACGAGAUGGUGCGUCUUGCGGAAUCUUGACCGUCAAAUUCAUCGAGCAUCUCAGUGCUGGGAUGUCGGUAGAUAAAGUUGACCCUUUGAAGAUCAAAUAUUACCGACUCAAGCUUGCAAUUGAGGGUUUAAGGGGGGAGGCAUAUUUAUGAGGUCGGUCUCAACCAAGGGUUGAUUGCAAUAUUCCAACCAAGAUGACCAUACACUGUUAUUUGAUGGUCUGCGGGAAUGGAUAUUCAAAAGUACAUAAAGGUUGAGAAGGUUCCUGGUGGCCAGUUGGAAGAUUCAGUGGUUCGCAAAGGAGUAAUGAUUAACAAAGAUGUUAUUGCACCUGGAAAAAUGAGAAGAAAGAUUUUCAACCAACGCAUCAUUCUUCUUGAUUGGCCGCUCGAAUAUAAGAAAGGCGAGAACCAAACAAAUGCUGAGUUGCUUAAAGAAGAAGAUUGGGGAGUCCUGCUACAAUUGGAAGAAGAAUACAUCGAGAGGCUAUGUGUGCAAAUAUUGAAGUUUAAACCAGAUGUGGUUAUCACAGAAAAGGGGCUUAGUGACUUGGCAUGCCAUUAUUUUAGCAAGGCCGGCGUCAGUGGAAUGAGGAGGUUGCGGAAAACAGAUAAUAACCGAAUUGCCAAGGCUUGUGGGGCUGUAAUUGUUAACAGACCAGAUGAAUUGCAACAGUCUGAUGUUGGUACACGCGCUGGGAUAUUUGAGGUUAAGAAAAUUGGUGAUGAGUUUUUUGCAUUCAUUGUUGAUUGCAAAGAGCCUAAAGCAUGUACUAUACUCUUGAGAGGUCCUAGUAAGGAUCUGUUAAAUGAAGUGGAAAGGAAUUUGUACGUAUAAUGGUUUUACUUCUUU
Messenger RNA from Prunus persica (peach), 857 nucleotides. Its product is annotated as T-complex protein 1 subunit gamma-like. NCBI's taxonomy places the organism in Eukaryota, Viridiplantae, Streptophyta, Magnoliopsida, Rosales, Rosaceae. The transcript has 4 exons. Gene Ontology annotation, biological process: protein folding. The record is from RefSeq and is a predicted model, not a curated record. Gene Ontology annotation, molecular function: ATP binding; ATP-dependent protein folding chaperone. Gene Ontology annotation, cellular component: chaperonin-containing T-complex. Bases 234 to 842 code for a protein of 202 amino acids.